AUGAUAGAAACAUACAGCCAAACUUCUCCCCGAUCGGUGCCUACCGGACUUCCCAGCAGCAUGAAAAUUUUUAUGUAUUUACUUACUGUUUUUCUUAUCACCCAGAUGAUUGGGUCGGCGCUUUAUGCUGUGUAUCUUCAUAGAAGAUUGGAUAAGGUCGAAGAGGAAAUAAGCCUUCAUGAAGAUUUUGUAUUCAUAAAGAUGCUUCAGAGAUGCCAAAAAGGAGAAGGGCCCUUGUCCUUGCUGAACUGUGAGGGAAAGAGAAAGCAAUUUGAAGACCUUUUCAAGAGUAUAAUGUUAAACAAAGAAGAGAAAAAAGAAAACAGCUUUGAAAUGCAAAAAGGUGAUGAGGAUCCUCAGAUUGCAGCACAUGUUGUAAGUGAGGCCAACAAUAAAACAGCAUCUGCUCUACAGUGGGCCAAGAAAGGAUAUUAUACCAUGAAAAGCAACUUGGUAACGCUUGAAAAUGGGAACCAGCUGACCGUUAAAAGACAAGGACCCUAUUAUGUCUACACCCAGGUGACCUUCUGUUCUAAUCGGGAACCUUCGAGUCAAGGUCCAUUUAUAGUCAACCUCUGGCUGAAGCACAGCGGUGGAUCUGAGAGAAUCUUACUCAGGGCGGCAAAUACCCACAGUUCCUCCAAGCCUUGCGAGCAACAGUCCGUUCACUUGGGAGGAGUCUUUGAAUUACAAGCGGGUGCCUCUGUGUUUGUCAAUGUGACUGAUGCAAGCCAAGUGAUCCACAGAAUCGGCUUCACAUCUUUUGGCUUACUCAAACUCUGA
Molecule: messenger RNA, 783 nt
Organism: Psammomys obesus (fat sand rat)
Lineage: Eukaryota; Metazoa; Chordata; Mammalia; Rodentia; Muridae
Gene: Cd40lg
Product: CD40 ligand
Exons: 5
Coding region: 1-783 (260 amino acids)
Biological process (GO): immune response
Cellular component (GO): membrane
Molecular function (GO): tumor necrosis factor receptor binding
Source: RefSeq, a predicted model, not a curated record